Molecule: messenger RNA, 7647 nt
Organism: Lymnaea stagnalis (great pond snail)
Lineage: Eukaryota; Metazoa; Mollusca; Gastropoda; Lymnaeidae
Source: the annotation of a GenBank genome assembly
ACACAUGUUUCACUGACGUCAAUGGUAGCCAUUUUGUUUAACCGCUAGCUUGUGUGAAAUCAACAAUAGAAAUUACUGAAACCCCUACAUUAUAUCUUCUAUUAAUAACUUAAAUUUAGGUUUUAUAAUUAUGGCUACAGAUGACCGAACUUCUGCAUGUGAAACUGUAAGGGAAGAGGAUGAAGAAAAUUCACAAGAAGUAAGAAUAAAUGAACAUUGUUAAUGUGUCAGGAAUUGUUAUUGUUGGGCACGAAAAUGUAGCAGAUGACCUGAUGCCUGAUCAGUUUUCAGCGAUUCAGAUCAAGUUGUGAUCAGUUCAGUGAUCAGGAUUAUUUAAGUUAAGCAGCCCUUACUUUACCCUAUUUUAUUUUAUGAAAUGAUUGGCCUUCCAAAAAUUGUAAGAGUAGUCUAGGAAGUAUAGACUAUAGAAUUCUGUAAACCUAGAAUUCAAAUAUACUGAUACUUUUCUUAGCCUACAAACAUUUAAUUUAAAUAUUUGCAAUUUAAUUGGUUUACAUUUUUAUAUUUUUUUUAGCUGCUAAAUAUUAAUUAUGGUAAUGAAUUAAGGAUAAAUACAUCCAUAAAUUGUGACAAAUGAAUUAGGUUUAAAUAAAAAAAUAUAAUAUAAUAUUAGGCAGGCAGUGUCUACACGUCCGACACUAUUUGUCGGGCGACCAAGUCACAUGACCGCCCGGAAGAAUACUUUAUCGAAAUAUUCGUCCGGCCGACCAAGUCUCAUGACGGCCUUAACAAAGUGGCGCGAUAUAUUUGUCCGUCAGCCUGGUCACUUAAUCGCGAAUGAUUCAAAACUAUUGUUAAAUUUAAAAUCUAUUUCUCUACCAAGUAAUUUACUGAGUAUCUUGAAGACAAAUAAUAGGAAAAAAUACUUGGGGUAUAUUGCCAAAAGAAAUUGGGGGUUAAGCAAUAAUAAUGCAUUCUAGAAGGAAGCAAUGCUGAGAGGGAGAGAGAAUUACGGUAAUAAAAAAUAUGAAUGCUAAAAAAAAUUAUAAUAAUGAAAUGAUGGUGAUAAAUAAUUAAGUUUAAGGCGGGGAGGCCAAUAGUUCACAAAGAAAUAGACCCUACAUUGGAAAAAAUACUUGGAUAUAUUACCAAAACAAAGUGGGGGUUAAGCAAUGAUGCAUUCUAGAAAGAAGCAAUGCUGAGAGGGAGAGAGAAUUACGGUAAUAAAAAAUACAAAUGCUAAAAAAAUAAUAAUGAGGGUGAUAAAUAAUUGAGUUUAAGGCGGGGAGGCCGAUAGUUCACAAAGAAAUAGACCCUACAUCUUAAUAUAGGGCCGAUAUAGGGGUAGCCUAGUCUACUUCGCAUGCAAUACUAUCACUAAAUACUAAUACUGAAAUACAACGUUAUUGAAAUAGGUCAAUUGAAGUCUACGUCUACUGGUCUUAUUUUAUUUGGUUCAUAUUUUAAAUUUAGGCUUGAAGGUAGAGCUUUACAAGAUGUUUAACCAAGAUAAGGGACUUUUUUCUUUGAAAAGUCAGAAUUAAAUAGAAUAGUAAUAGUAGUAGUAGUAGUAAUAUUACUACUAGUGUAGUAUUACUACUACUAGUUAGUAUAUAGGCCGACUAGUUUAAUAUUCAAAGUCAAAUACUAUACAUAUUUCAGAGCAUUUGAAUAUAUUAACAUGUUCAGCAUUUAUUUAUUGUCUAGGGAUCGGCUGACUAAUAUAUGUACACAAUAUGGGAAUAUUAAAUGCAAUACAACUAUUUUUCCGGCGACCACUUGUCACAUGACCUGCCGCAAUAAUUUCGUACAGCGGUCACGUGACAAGCCCGCCGGACGUAUAUCUCCUGCACUAUUUGUCCGGCGCGCCGGACGUGUAGACACUUAAUUAAUAUUAAUGGCAAACAACAAGCAACAACAAAAAAAUUACUCCCCCACCCCAUCCUCACUCCAGGACGCUUUUAGUCACAAUCAUACAUGAGAAAUGAGGUAAUGAUUUUUUUUGUGUAUUUGGAGUCUCUGUAAAGGGUUUUGACUCUCAUCGUGUUGGCGAGUGUACGUUAUAACCUGUCUUAUAUUUAGAGAGAACAUACAUUUAAAACUGAGCAUUUUUCAUAUGUAUUUUUUCAAAGGAUAAAAAACAUGUGGAGCAAAGAGAAGAAGAAAAGCUGAAGUCAAAAUAUCCAAAUCUUGCCAAAGGUGGAGGAGGGUCAGCUCUUUUAAACAAAAGACUACAGAAGGGAGGAGUAAGUGACUAUAAUCUAAUUUAGUUUAUACAUUAUGUUGUUAAAUUACUUGCCAUUAGAAAGUCCAUAUUCUGGCCUGUCGCUCAGGAAAGAGGAACAUAUUACAUUUAUGAUAAAUAAUAGAACAAAGCUUUAGUUGUGUCUGUAUUUUAUUUUUGUACCAAAACCGCUAACUGCCAGUCUAAUUUAUUUAAUUGUAAUGUGACUUCCAUCAUCUUUAGCAAUGGUGCCCCACCACAGCCUUCCAUUCCGAUCAAUCCAUGGCUUUCAGCCUCCAUACACAGACCCCCAGAUGUUGCCUUUCCCUACAUUGUUGAUCCAUCUCAGUCUUGGUCGACAGAUGAGCAGUCUGCAUCAAUUUGUCACUGAGGCAGGCCAAAACUCCUGUUCUGCGUAGACUUGAAACAUUCCAAAAAAUCAUGUCCUUGUUCAGGCAUAGGUUGAAAUCAAAUCCAAAAAAAUAUCAGUGCAUUUUUUAGUUUGUGAUUUAGCUUUCGUAACAUUGGAUUUUUUAUGUGAAAGGAUUGUCACCCCUGUGCUCAACCGUCGGGGGGAUGCCCCUUGCAGCUCAAAGGCUAGCUACCUUUGUAUUUGGUCGUCCCUAGCCUUUGUGGAUCCCUCCACUUCCUAUGAGGCAGUAGGUUUUUAUUUUGGUCCACUCCUUGUAUUUUCUUUCCUCUGUAUCCGUCAUAUCUGGUGGGCUUUCCCCUAUCCGCCUCCUGGGGAGAUGUACAAUGGAAGAUCAUUAUCUCCACACAAGUAAUGGGACUCCCAUGGCUGAUAAUGCCACAUUCUGAUUAACUGGUACCAGACAUGUGUUAGGCCAGGCUGACAGCAGCUGUUGUGAAAAGGCAUGUACAAAGUAUUUUUGUACAAGUUUUAUGGUGGCUUCAAUCAUUAUUUUAUACAAUUAUAAGGAUUUCCGUGUUGAUUUGUUGAAAGGUUAGCUUUUGAGGUAACCCAUCCUUUUCAUGUCAGUGAACUCAGGACCAUGUCAGAUGCAUUAUAAAAAUGUGUUCCUUAAGCAGUAAAUUCCAAUUAUUUUUUCUUCUUUUUUUUUAUAUAAAGUAUUGUAAAACAAAUCUGAAGGAAUUAAAUUCCAGCCAGGGGUGCCACUUUUCCGCAUUAUUCCGGAUUUGUGAGGCUACAUAUUUUUCAGGCCGGAUUCACAAGAUUUUAUCCUCUCUCUCUCCGGAUUCACCAGUUCAGUUUAUUAAAAUGUUGAUUUGGGCUUAAAAAAAUCGUGUAAGAACGCAUGAAAGCCUGUUCCAGGGAGUGCGGAUAAAUAGAACAGUUACUGCAACCUCUCGCUUUCGUUUGUAAUCAUUGCACCAGAAAUUAUUUCUACAGUGUGAAUUUAUGAGUGUUGUAAAGUUUCAGGGGUUGAAAAUUUUGUAAAUUAAGUUUCAGGUUUCAAGAAAUUUUUUGAAAGGGCUUUCAGGGUUCACAGCAUUCAGUGAGUGGCACCUCUGAUUCAAGCUCAAAAUAUUAGUUAUUGGUAGAAAAAUUAGUCAUUUAUUGGCUAUUAGUAUUAGUAAUUAGCAUUUACAUUUUUUUAGCCUAGUUAUCAUGUUUUAGUAAAUGAUAGCACCAGAAAUGAUCUGAGUGUUCUGUUUAUUGACUGAUUGUCAUUAGGGAAAGUUGUUGCAUAUUUAUGUCUCCAUUUUCUCUUCCUGUAAUUGUAAUCCAGCAACCUAUUUCUAGAGAUUCAUGAUCACAUCACUCUAAUGAUCAUCUGAUGUCUGCGUCUUUUGCUUUUGUUUUUUUUUACUAUUAAAAGCAUUGCAAGAUGUUCGUUGUAUGAAAGUAUUGUAUGCAAAUACUUGGAAGUUUUGGGUGUACAAAACUUUGUAUCUGACACCUCCAAGCUUAGAAUGUAUCUGACACCUCCAAGCUUAGAAUCACAGUAAGAAAAUCAGAUUUAAAUGAGUCUUUCUGCUCAUACCUUAAUAUAUAAUUCUAAAGGCUUGUUGCUAGCUAAGUAAGUAAUGUGCUUCCUUUUUCCCUUCUUUCCAAUGCCCAGUAAUUCAAGGUAAAACUAAAAUCCAAGUUUGCCCAAUCUUCUCAUAAAUUCUUAUUCGCCCCCAUUAGAAAAUCUUAAUCAUUUUCUUUGUUUUUGAAAUGUAACUAUUUCAAGUAUAUUUUGUAAAUUCCAGACUUAAAUUUUAGAAUGUAAUGUUAAAAUUGUUAAAACAUCAAACAGGAAAUUUUAAUAUUAAUGCAUUUCUUUUUUUUCUUUUUUUUAAAGCAAAAGUACUUUGAUUCUGGAGAUUAUGCCAUGGCCAAAGCUAAGCUUAGUGCAAAAUCAAAACCUACUCCGCCGCCUGAGAAAAUUAUCAAGGCAGAAGCUGUUGGAGAAACUAUUCCCACCCCAGAGAAUAUCCAAGCAAGGAAACCAUCGCUUGUCACAAGCAAGCUUGCUUCUGGAGAAUUAAUAUGAACUAGAGCACUGGACAGAAACAAUGACAUACAAUGAGAAAAUAAAUUGAUCUUCAUCAAGGAUUGUUCUGAAGAUCCUUAAGACAUGGUUUGUUUUUCUCAAAAUAACACAUAACAUUGCUCCAGACUUUAAAUUGAAAGUUAUGAUGUUAAACUUGGAAGUAUUUCUCUCAAUCACAGGUGACUUAAAUCCUCUGUUUGUCUUUUUGUGUAGACAAAUAAAGAAUAAUGAUUCAAAGUUUAGAUUAAAAUUUGAGAAAGAGUGAAUUUGUAAACAGAAAAAUUUUGACAAACAUUUUAAUGACAGAUAUUGUUAUUUUUUAAAUAUCAUACUAAAUUCAUUCAAAAAGGCUUUCAUCCGUACCAAAAUUGUGUUUUAUUAAUGGUAGCUAAUAGUUUUUUUUUAAUUUUUUAAAAUUAUUUCUUAGAGAGCUAUCCUAAGCUCCUCAUUUUGUUUGAUAUUUUAAAAAGAUUAUAUGAAUAGUCUUAAUUUAGUUUAAAUUAAAGUUGUCUCUUAUAGCGUAAGAGUUAUUCAGUAUAUGCAAUACAGUAACUCCAGAGUUUGAGGAAUAUUACAUUCUCCCAUGCUUUAGACAUCCUAAUAAAUUAAGAGUUAUAAAAAUAUUUGAACUCUUUGGAAAUAUCUUAGAAAAUUCUUUAUUUUAUAAAUUUAAGUUAUUUUUGUGUCUUUGAGGAUGAUACUGUAACAUUGUUACAUUAAUUUUAUCAGCAUCUGAAAGAGUUUGGGAGACACCAACAAAAUAAUAUCAAUUUAAUUGCAAUGUGGAUAACCUAUAAUGUUAAAAUAAAUGAUUCUUUCAAUUUGCAGCAGAUAUUGAAAAGUUAUACUUUGUGUGUGUUUUUUUUUGGUGGUAAUGCCAGUUUAGCUUGGUAUCUUUUUUAAAAAUAAUCAACAUUAAAUCACUUGUUCCACGCUUAGACUAUCUGCAAAAUUAGCUAAGGUUUAAGUAUAUACUAAUUACUUGUAAGAGUAAGAGCAUACCGUAGUAAUUGUUUAUCAAAGAUGAAAAUGUUUACAUUAUUAAAGCACCUGUAAAGCUAGUAUUUUAAGACACUGGUAUGGACUUAAAUAUUUCAUAUUAGUUGUGGUAAGCAAAAUAUAUUUAAAAUGUCCCCUGAUUCUCAAUACAAAAUAAGCUGAAGUUUCAAAUGUAGAAAACUAAUUUCUAUACUUGAAAACAUGGUUACGUAUUUAUAAAUUGCACAGUAAUUCUUUAAUAUUGGACAUAGGGCUUUUUGUAAUCAGUCUUUCAGAGAGAAAUUUUCAGUGAUGUUGAUUGAACCAUUGAGACAUCACACUGUUCAUUUCAACAGCACACUUAUAUUGGGCUCAAAGGUUUUUCCUCUGGCUUAAUACGAUUUUUUAACUGAAUUUAUUUGUAUUUUUCUAAUAAGUACUAUCUAUAAUAUCUAGUGAUACAUAGAAAAAUACAGUGAUAAACUUCUGUUGUUUAAUUUUUAGUAUUACCCCCCUAAAUGUUGUUAAAAUGCUUUGUUAUAUAAUGUUUAUUUAAGUGGUGUUCUGACACUAUGGUUUAGACAAGAAAACACUGGGAUUUGAUGUCAAUAAUUUUCAUUUCCCAGUUUUAUUUAAGUAUGGACUAGAGAGUAGAAAUGCUAUUACGAAUAUUCUUGAUGUUAGAAAUGUUUAAUUUGAUUCCCAGGGCUUUUGUUCUGUUCUGUUUUUUUUUUUUUAUUUCAUAUCUAAAAAUGUAACUUUGAUAUUAGUAUUAGUAGUCUAGUGCUUUAACAGACUAUUGCUUCAAAUUGUAUUUUGGACACUGAAAAAAAAAAGAGUGUCAUAGAUCUAUGAACAGUUACUCUGUUAUUUAACUCAAAGGAAUGGUAUGUGAGAUUUAAACUGACUACCAGUACAACAACUUUUGAAUAUGUCAUCAGAACAAGGCUGCAUCUGAACAAAAAUCUCCUAGGGUUAUUUUGGCUUAAAUUAGUGGUUCGUAGGUUUGCUAAGGAGGUCAAAUAGUGUGUAUCUAAGAGCAAUGUAAACUCAUCACACACAGCAUUCCAUCACCUCAUUGUUGGUAUUACAACAGUCAGUACUCAUUUGAAUGAAAUCUGAAGAACUAGUCAGCUAAAUGUCCAUCUCAUAAUCAGUAGCCAUCGUGUCACUGUGUUAAGGUCUAUCACAACUUAUUUUAUGUUUAAAAAUUCAUUGCAAAUUUUAAUGAAAUAAUUUUUCACAAAAGAUUUGCCUAUAUCAAGAAAAAGUAUAUGCUGGCUUAAAAUGUCAUGUUAGAAUGUUUUAAAAAACUUUUGAUACAUAUCUGUUCUAAUUAUUUAAAGCACCACUCAUCUGUUCAUUGAAAUUUAAAGCUAUCAGUAUGGGAAAGCAGCUUAAAAAAAAUGUGACCGUAAUAACUUUUAUUUUUCAAAUCACUCUUUCUCUGUGUAUCACUUUGACACCAUUCACUCAACAAUCUAUAUUUCUAAUGUUAAAUGUGACAAUUUCUUGAGUAAGUUUAGCUUUGUACUCCCCCUACCCCCACCCCCUUCACUGAUUUCAUGUGUACAUAAUUCCAUUCAAUCAGCAGGGACAUCUCACCACUGUCAUCCAUUUUGAUAUCGUAUUGUGCCUCAGUGCAGGUUGUUUUUUGCCAUGAACCAUGAGUCUGCAAGUAGCUGGUGGCAUCCUAAUGUUUGGUCUAAUUCAUUGAAUUCUUGAUUUAAGAAAAACAAAAAUGUCCUAUAAAAAAAAACCCCAAGUGCUUGACACUUUGAGCCCUUGAAACCAAUUGAUGUCAGGACACUUGCGCACUGCCUAAUUGAUGGUAUUGUCAUUUCUCUGUAUAUGUACAACUGGAGUAUUGCUGUAUGUUUGUUAUCAAUGUGACCCACCAUUAUGGGCAUGGCGCUCAUUUGCUUUAUGAAAGGGGGAACAGAAGACACUAUUGUUAUCCAGUGAACAAAGCAAAUGGUGGCGACAACAACAAAGUUAAUAUAAAAUUUAAAUGAUAACUUC